Westerdykella ornata is the source of this 2092-nucleotide messenger RNA. RefSeq lists its product as uncharacterized. The transcript has 2 exons. The coding region runs from base 270 to 1850 and encodes 526 amino acids. NCBI's taxonomy places the organism in Eukaryota, Fungi, Ascomycota, Dothideomycetes, Pleosporales, Sporormiaceae. The record is from RefSeq and is a predicted model, not a curated record.
AGAACACCUUCGACCGCGUCGCCCACGCAACGCACGUGCCUUCCUAUUCCGUUGGACUCUCUUCAAUACACAAUAGGUGGCAGAGCCAUUGUGCGCGUCGCGUAUAAAAAUCCUCCGUCUUGCCCUUCUCCUCCUUCCUCUCUUCAACUACAUUCGACAACCCGCGUCGACCUAGUCCGCGAAGUUUUCUGCAAUCAAGCCUACCAGCAGCUGCUCCCAUCUUCGAUAUCACACUCCCAUUUACGAUCUUCUCCUCACUUUCGAUCAUAAUGGACCACCUCACCAUGUUCCACCUCCUCCUCAUGGGCAUCGCCCUCGCCACCGCCUUCUUCUCCGUGACUGCCCCCGUCCGCGCGGCGAUUAUCGUCUCCCCUCUCGUCCAUGUCAUCUGGUGGAACCUCUCCGAAGACGAGCUCUCGCGUGGAAGCAAGCGCCUCAUCGUCGGGUCCGGUUGGCUCUUCCUCCUGGCUGUCGUCUGGGCGCAGCUCGAUGACUGGGCGAGGUGGCUGUACGUCGCCCUCGCCCUCAUUUUCGCGAUUGUAGAGACGUGCCGGCGGUUCCUCGACUACGUAUACUACGAGCCAGACGAGGAUGACGACGAGUACGACGAUCAAAGCAAGGUCGGCAACCUCCUCCGUGGCAUCUUCGUCUUCUUCCUGGGCAUUCUCCGCGGCGUCCUUCUUUUCUUCUGGCGGUUGAUUUACCGCGAGAUCAGAGCCCGAUUCGACCCUCUCUUCGUCUGGGCAGAAGACUGGAUUGUGUACCUGUCCGCACAGGCUCAUCCUCGCUCCCCCUCUCAUCCUCUCUUCGUUCCAAGGGUCCCGCCACAACCCUCCUCCUUCUCCGUCCCGGAACCUUCGCCCAAUUCAUCGGCAUUCUCGUCUCCCACCUCCUCGGCGGCCUCCUCUCCCUCUCCUUCGGCGGCUCCUUCUCCCUCCCCAGCGCCCCGUCCUCGAUCACAAUUGGCCCCGCAGCCUGCCCCCCAGGCGGGUUAUCUUCUCCGCUCCUCCCGGUCCACAAGGUCGUUUUUCCGACCGGCUCCUCGCAUAGAGCCUAUCUCCCGGCCCCGUCCUCACAUCGCGCCGCGGCCCAAGAUUGUGUACACCUAUGGAGACCGGAAGCCCAGAUACCAGCCAGAAUUCCAGACCAUCACCGACAGGGAGGAGUGGCUUCGUCAAGUGGGGUGGAGGGCCCCAACAUACACCGACCCCUACUCGGCGACGAUGCCGGCGUAUGCCCCUCCUCCCCCUGGUGUUCCUCUCCCGGUCCUCCCUUUCUGGCCGUCGGACCGCUCCCUCGUGGCCCGCGGUGGUACAUUCGCUGGCACCUUUGUGCCCCCUUCCGCCCCGGGACCGGCGUUUGGCACCGCGGCGGUUCACCUUCCUGCGCCCGCCCCCCUCCUCGACCCUCGCCCUCUCUUUCUUCGCCCCUCUCCAGGCCUCAGUGCCUGUGACGGCUCCUUUGGCUCCCACUCCCGCUCCCACCACCACCCCAGUGGCCUCUCAGGCCCCCUCCUCGAGCCUCCUUCCGCCUCCUCUUCCUGCCCCUGUGGCUUCCCCGGCGCCUGGUCCCUCGGCCGCUCCAGCUCCGGCGCCCGCCUCCUCCUCCACCACCACCUCCCCAAUCAGCAACCCGGAGACGGGGUUUGCGAUUCGGGGUGCUGCCUCCCGCGCUGGUGCCGCCUCCUCUUCCGCCGCCUCCUCUGCCCCGGCCUCCAAUCCCGGGAAGAGACGGCCUCCUCUUCUUCGGCGAGGCCACGCCGGCCUGAUCCCUCCCGCCCCUCCACCUUCUCGGCCAUCAUGGCCAUGAUCGACGGUCCGGGGACAGGACUGCUUCCUGGGGGACGUUGAGCGGUUGCUCCCUCCUCCUCCCCUCCUUUUCUCCUCCCCUCCUCUCCUCUCGACCCUCUGGGACGUUGAGCCAAGCUCCCUCCCAUGGUCUUCUCUCACCUCCUCUCCUCCUCCUCUCCUCCCCUCCUGGCGGUUCUUUCUGGGUGCGGGUUCGGUGGCUGUUUCGGGGUUGGUUUGGUGGUUUUUUACUUGGGUGGUUUCGGUUCGGCGGGUCGGUGUUUGCUGGGUUCUUUCUGCUGGUU